Molecule: messenger RNA, 1298 nt
Organism: Stomoxys calcitrans (stable fly)
Lineage: Eukaryota; Metazoa; Arthropoda; Insecta; Diptera; Muscidae
Product: probable chitinase 10
Exons: 5
Coding region: 66-1247 (393 amino acids)
Biological process (GO): carbohydrate metabolic process; chitin catabolic process
Cellular component (GO): extracellular region
Molecular function (GO): chitinase activity; chitin binding
Source: RefSeq, a predicted model, not a curated record
GCAAAGAUAUUUGCGAAUCACAUCAAUAGUAUUGUCUAAAGCAGCCAACAGUAUAACUAAAAAAAAUGGUUAGACACGUAGUUUUCCUGCUCUUAUUGUUGACUUUAUGGGGAAAUUCUUUAAAUCUUAAACUUCCAACUAGAAAACCCAAAAUGAUCAACUGCUACUUCAGUGUAACGGCCUUCACUCGUUUGUAUAACAAAAUGGAACCCGAACAAAUUCCCGAUAAUCUCUGCACCCAUUUGAGCUAUGCUUUCUUCGAUAUUAGCCGCGAUGGAGCAUUGACCCUUGACACUUUAAAUGAUGUGCAUGUAGGCAAAAAAUGGAUUGAGCGUGUGAUUGCUGUGAGGAAUAGAAAUCCCAAAUUGAAAGUUAUUGCUGCUGUGGGUGGCGAAUAUUUUAAGGAAAGACCUCAAAUUUACAUGAAUAUGCUUGCCUCAAAAGAAAAACGCGAUCUGUUUAUAGAUUCCACUAUACGAUUUCUUGAACAUUACGAAUUCGAUGGCUUGGACUUGUGUUGGAUUGGUUCUGGCGAAGAAGGAGAUGUUGAGGCGAAAAAGAAUUUGGUUAUCUUCGUAAGGGAAUUGAGCAAAGAAUUAUCUAGCAGGAAUUUUUUGUUUGGAAUUUCUGUCUCUCCCAUCGAAAGAAAUUAUGAUGUGAGAGCUAUUUCCAGAGCUGUUGAUUACAUCAAUGUCUUGACAUUUAAUUUUGGUGACCCACAUAGAACCUCAUUUGCAGCUCCCCUCUACGGCCAGGGUAUAAUGAAUGUAAAUGCUUCCAUGAGUUUCUGGAUGGAUAAUUGUGCCCCCUCUUUGAAGCUAAAUAUGGGGGUGUCUUUUCAUUCUUGGGAUUUGGUACUGGAAGAUGAACGCUACAAUAAACCUGGAUCGCAAGCAAUGAAAUUACUUGGCGAAAGAUCUUAUUACAACUAUUGCCAAGAAUUGGUUAGAGUUAAACCGAUUUUCGAUAAAACCACCGGUGGUACCUAUUUCACCGAAGGUAGAAAAUGGACAUCUUAUGAAAGUGCCCAAAGUCUGGAGGCGAAAUAUGAUUACCUGCUAUCACAGUUUAUGGGUGGAGUUGCCAUUUAUUCAUUGGAUGCUGAUGAUUUUCAUCCUCGAUGUGGUGAAGCUUUUCAUCUUACCGAAUACACCCAAAGGAAGCUAGGUGGAGAGUAUAUAAGCAGUGGAGGAAUAUCAUGCCAUUUAAACGAUGAGAACAGAGAAACUUGUCACAAAGAGUAUUAGGUUUUCAAUUAUCGAGAUGUAUUUGAAUAAAAAUCAUUGAAUCUUUUAUAA